This is a messenger RNA of Vespa crabro (European hornet), 1365 nucleotides long. RefSeq lists its product as uncharacterized. NCBI's taxonomy places the organism in Eukaryota, Metazoa, Arthropoda, Insecta, Hymenoptera, Vespidae. The record is from RefSeq and is a predicted model, not a curated record. The transcript has 5 exons. The coding region runs from base 1 to 1365 and encodes 454 amino acids.
AUGACGUGUCGAACUGUGACAACUGAUAAUUUUUUUACAAGUUUCUCUUUGGCAUUAAAAUUAAGAUCUGAAAAUACCUCGUUGCUUGGAACAAUACGAGCAAAUAAGAAGGAAUUGCCGAAAACCUGCAAACUGAAAAAAUACGGCAUGAGAAAACCAAAUAUAAAAGUAAUUAUACAAAGUACAAAGCAUAAAAAAGUAACAAUUGAUAAAAUUGCUAAGAAAUUGCCUGAAACUGUAUCGUUUUAUAAUAAAACUAAAUUUAGCGUCGAUGUCACUGAUGAAAUGGCACGAAAAUAUACCGUGAAAUCAAGAUCAAAAAGGUGGCCACUUCAAAACAGACAUGACUUCAACACAAACAUCACCGUUACAACAACAAACACAUCAAAUAACCAUCAUGUUAGACCUCUUAACGAAAUUCUUGAAUACCUAAAAAUAAUGGAUGGGUCAAUCAGAAUAGCUGUUUGGAACAGCAACGGGUUACGACAAAGACUUCAAGAACUCAAAAUUUUUAUCUACACACAUAACAUCGAUAUUAUGGCAAUUUCAGACACUCACUUUACUGAACACAUCGAGGAUGUCGUGGACCUCAUAACAAAAAUAAUUCAAGAGCCAGCAUGGUUAUCUUCUUCUAAUAUACAAGAAAAUAAAAAGAGUUGUUCAUACCCAGCCAAUGUCUUGCUGAAAAUUAAACAAAAACGAAAAGUUCAAUACAAAUGGCAAAGAUACAAAACAGAAGAAAAUAAAAGGCAGUUAAAUGCACUCUCAAGGGAGGUUAAAAUAAUGAUAAAAGAAUGCUGUAAUUCUGGGUUUAACAAUUAUCUCUUAAACCUUACGCCAAAUGAAGAUACAAACUAUUCACUCUGGAAGGCAACAAAAAAAUUAAAAAGACCAAUAACGCAGAUACCUGCACUGCGAAAACCAAAUGGAUCUUCGGCAAAGACAUUUGUUUCCAUGGAACAAGCCAAGACAUUUACUAACCACUUAUAUCAAAAUUUCAGGGAAAUAGUAUGGCCACGACAAGAUCACCAGUUUGGCUAUAGGGAGAAACAUGCUACAACUGAACAGGUCCACAGAUUAAUUAACCAAAUAACACCUGCUACGGAAAACAAGAAAUACUGUGCAAGUCUAUUCUUAGACGUAGGAAAAGCCUUUGACAAGGUAUGGCAUGAAUGCUUAUUGAAAACUAUAAGACAAUACUUACAAGUACCAAUUUAUCUCUUACUUAAAUCAUACCUAAACAAUAGAACCUAUUACGUUAAAGUUAAGGACUCGCACUCAGCAGUACACGUAAUAUUUGCCGGCGUUCCAUUAGGAAGUGUACUGGGUCCGGUCCUCUAUACGCUCUACACUUCGAUACGCUGA